CCCCAAAACAUCCGUGUUGAAGUCAAAGCCACCAUUUUGCUCUCUUUCUAUCUUGUUCUUUUCCUUCCUCUUCACUUAUUCUCCUUAUUAGAACAACCUACCCUCCUGUUUUCAGCUCUUAUCCUCUACCCCGAAGCUCAAAAUGGUUCAAACAAUAAAAACCCACACCAAAUAUCUUGCUUUUUGUAAUGCUUUUUGCUUGUUUUUGAUCCUCAACAUAUAAAGUAUCUGUCUUUUCGUUUCCCUCCAUCUUGGGUUUUGUUGGUUGUUGCUUUUUGCUUCUAUGGGUACUCAAGAUUGUUGGGUUAUGGUUGUUAUCCUUGUGUUCUUCUUCCAAGCUCAGUUACUCAACUCACAAAUCCUGACAUGCAAUCCAAAGGACUUGACUGCACUCCAGGGUUUCAUGGGCAAUUUGACAACAAAACUUGAAGGUUGGACGACAAAUUCAUCAACUGAUUGUUGUGACUGGGAAGGCAUAACCUGUGAUCCUCCAUCUUCUGGUAGAGUAAUCAAGCUGGAACUUUCCAAGAAAAAAUUAUCAGGCAUAUUAUCUGAUUCUUUAGCUGGUUUGGAUCGGCUUAAAACUCUCAAUCUUUCCCACAAUUUCCUUAAAAACUCACUGCCAGUAUCUUUGUUUCAUAUGCCCAAGUUAGAGAUUCUUGACUUGAGCUAUAAUGACUUCUCUGGACCAAUCCCAGAAAGCAUCAAUCUUCCUUCAAUUCGAAAUCUUGAAAUUUCGUUCAAUUACUUGAGUGGCUCUCUUCCUUCCCAUGUUUGCGUUAAUUCUACUCAAAUUCAGUUCCUUAGUUUGGCAGUGAACUAUUUCUCUGGUAAUAUUUUACCAGGGCUUGGAACUUGUUCUUCCUUGGACAAACUUUGUCUUGGCAUGAAUGAUCUCACCGGUGGGAUACCUGAAGACAUCUUUCAGCUUCAAAAUUUGACCCUUUUGGGGCUUCAAGAUAACAACUUCUACGGAGAGCUUAGUCCUGGUAUUGCUAAUCUCUCUAAACUUGUUCGUUUAGAUAUUUCUUCAAAUAAUUUUUCUGGAGAGAUCCCGGAUGUCUUCAAUCAGCUACAGAAUUUUCAGUAUCUUAUAGCUCAUUCAAAUAAAUUUAGCGGUAAAAUUCCCAGUUCAUUGUCCAAUUCUCCAAUCAUUAAUUUGCUAAAUUUGAGGAAUAAUUCUUUGGAGGGUUCUAUAGAUCUUAAUUGCUCAGCUAUGGUUGCUUUGAACUCCCUGGAUUUGGCUACGAAUAAGUUUAAUGGGCCUGUGCCUGAUAAUCUUCCCUUAUGUAGACAAUUGCAAAAUAUUAAUCUUGCCCGGAAUAAUUUCAAUGGCCAAAUCCCUGAGAGCUUCAAAGAAUUUCAUAGCCUUUCGUAUCUUUCCCUAUCGAAUUCGAGCCUCCAUAAUAUUUCCUCUGCUCUGCAAAUUCUGCAGCAAUGUAGGAAUCUAACCACUUUAGUCCUCACCUUGAAUUUUCCUGGUGAAACAUUACCUGAUGAUCCUAAUCUGCAUUUUGAGAAGCUGAAGGUUCUGGUUAUUGCAAACUGCAGACUUAAAGGUUCAAUUCCCCAGUGGUUGAGAAACAUUACUGCUUUGCAGUUGUUGGAUUUAUCAUGGAACCAUUUGGCUGGAACAAUUCCACCAUGGUUUGGAAGCUAUAGGGAUCUCUUUUACUUGGACUUAUCGAACAAUUCGUUUACAGGAGAGAUCCCAAAAAGUUUAACUGAAUUACCAAGCCUCAUUGAUGGAAAUAUCUCGCUGCAGGAGCCUUCACCAGACUUUCCUUUCUUCAUGAAAAGGAAUGAAAGUGCGGGAGGAUUGCAGUAUAAUCAAAUUUGGAGUUUUCCACCAACACUUGAACUUGGUCACAACUUUCUUAGUGGACCAAUCUGGCCAGAGUUCGGGAAUCUGAAAAAAGUUCAUGUGUUUGAUUUGAAGUUCAAUAAUUUAUCCGGACUGAUUCCGGGGAAUUUGUCUGGGAUGAGCAGCUUGGAGAUUCUGGAUCUAUCGCAUAAUGACUUAUCAGGGACCAUACCACCCUCACUGGAAAGGCUCAGUUUUCUGUCUACAUUUAGUGUUGCCUACAAUCAGCUUUCUGGGAGGAUCCCUUCUGGAGGUCAGUUUCAGACAUUUCCAAAUUCAAGCUUCGAAGGAAACAAUCUUUGUGGUGAUCAUUGGUCCCGGUGUCAAGAUACUACUAGUGAAGAUGGUCAUGAAUCCCCAAAAAGCUCAAGAAGAAAGAAGGAUAUCAUCAUUGGAAUGGUUGUUGGAAUCAUACUUGGGACAGCUUUGCUGCUUGGCCUUAUGUUUGUGAUUGUGUUGCGUGCGCAUAACCGGGGUGAGGUUGAUCCUGAGAAAGAGGAGCCUGAUUCCAAUGAUAAAGAUUUGGAAGAACUCAGUUCAAGGCUAGUGGUCCUCUUCCAAAAUAGGGAAACCUACAAAGAGCUCUGCAUUGAUGACCUUUUGAAGUCAACCAACAAUUUUGACCAAGCAAAUAUCAUUGGUUGUGGGGGUUUUGGUUUGGUUUACAGAGGCACCCUCCCUGAUGGUCGUAAGGUCGCUAUUAAACGGCUCUCUGGUGACUGUGGUCAGAUGGAUAGAGAAUUCCGUGCUGAAGUUGAAGCACUUUCAAGAGCACAGCAUCCAAAUCUUGUCCAUCUGAAAGGUUAUUGCAUGCAUAAAAGUGACAGACUCUUAAUAUAUUCUUACAUGGAAAAUGGUAGUUUGGACUAUUGGUUGCAUGAGAAGGUUGAUGGACCAUCCUCGCUAGAUUGGGAAACAAGGCUGCAAAUCGCACAGGGGGCGGCUAGGGGUCUAGCUUAUUUGCACCAAUCAUGUGAGCCUCAUAUUCUCCACAGAGAUAUAAAGUCAAGUAACAUUCUUUUAGAUGAGAAUUUUAAAGCCCACUUAGCCGAUUUUGGUCUUGCAAGGCUCAUACUUCCCUAUGAUACCCAUGUAACUACUGAUCUGGUAGGGACAUUAGGGUACAUACCUCCUGAGUACGGGCAAGCUUCUGUUGCAACCUAUAAAGGUGAUGUGUACAGUUUAGGAGUUGUGCUUUUGGAGCUUCUGACUGGGAAAAGGCCCAUGGAUAUGUGCAAGCCAAAAGGAUCCCGGGAUUUGAUCUCUUGGGUGAUUCGCAUGAAGAUCGAAAAUAAGGAGAGCGAGGUUUUUGAUCCAUUUAUCUAUGGCAAGCAGCAUGAUAAGGAAAUGUUGCGGGUUCUUGAAAUUGCAUGCCUUUGUUUAAGUGAAAUCCCUAAGGUUAGGCCUACAACUCAGCAACUAGUCUCUUGGCUUGACAAAGUUGACAUCAGCAUCUAGCUGGGUAAUGCAACUAUGGCAAACUCUGGUUGUACAGCUAGAAAUAUUUCUCUUAGACCCAUUGUUGCAGAAGCUCCAACACAAGUAGAAGAAAUUGGUAGCUUUUCAUAGUAAUGUCAUCCUGUUGUAAAUAUUACUCCACGUACGUGGCCUAUCAGAUUUUGCUGCUCUCCAACUUGGAUGACAGGGAGGGAUCUAACAAAAGCAACAAGCAAUUUUAUCUCAAACUUUGAACUUAAAUGAAUUGGUUUGGACAAGCUUUUCUCUCUGACUGGCUUUGUUGGUUCGGUGCAAUGAGGAUUUUCUAUUUCUGACCAAAUCAAAACCCUGAUAAUGUCUUGAGUGGAUUAAGAGAGAGAGAGAAGGGGGGCUUGUAAGGAGACAAAGAAGAAUCCAUGUUUUAGAAGGCAUGCUUAUUGCUGGCUCAAUUGCUUCAUUAUAGUAGUUAGUAACUAGCGGUAUGUUAAUCGCAGUAUGCAAAGCACCAUCGUAUUGCUCCUGUUUCCAAUCAUGUCAUGUGUCCAGGUUCUUGCUACAUUUGCAUUGGAUUAUGGAUUAGGGUGUUCUAUCUCCAAAAUAGGAACUGGACGACGAGAAACUUAACUGUGUUGAAUAAAUACUGGAUUCUCGUUGUCAAAGAUAUAUCGUUUCCAGGUUUUUGCUAUUCUGCAACUGGUUGGAUAGUGCAAGAGCAAAUUGGGUGAACGACAUGAUUUUACUAUGUCGAGAUAAACGGUCAUAUACUCCAGCCUUGGCGCCCGUGUGCUGUGCUCUUCUGAGAAAUUGUUUUUGACAGCUGAAUCUUACAGGAAUACAAUGUGAAAUAUGAUUAGAAUGCUCUGUUUAGAGAUACUUUAAGCUUGUUCCUGUGGUUUUGUAGGUUUAUAUAGGUAAGAAAAACUUUGCAAUCUCUCUGGGCAGUUGGAGUAAGUGAGAAGUUGUGGGUUCUAAUGGUGUUGGUUGCAGACAAUGAAAUACUAUCAAACUAAAACCACUAAUUGUAAAAAAGGAUCAAACCAUUUGACCUUUAUAAACACCAAAUUCUUGGUCCACAGAGCGGAACAGAAGAACUUUCUUUGUCCACUACGUUUGUGGAAAGACAAAUUUUUUUAGUAAAUUUUAUAGCAGACUAAUGGCCAACUGGUUCCUAUUUUAUGUCCUUUGCAGGAUUGACCAGCUGUCUGGUUUUAACUGAAAAUUGUGUACUAAAUUAGCAAGGGGUGGCGGGUCAACUCAGGCAGCGGCCAUGCCUUGCCAUCAUAUGGUUGGUUUUUCAUUUGGGGGGAACUCUUCAACUGUGUCUCAUUUUGUAUCUGAAUUCUUUUCACAGUUUAGUGCAAGCAAAGUCAAAAAUUGAACAAAAAACUGAUGCAGAAUAUGAGGAAAGCAGAUGUGGGUGGAUUAAUCUAGACAUGACUUUUGAAUUCAGAAUUUUCAUAUUCUUCUGUCAAGUUUCAUAACUAUGGAAAAAAGGGGCAUAUCUGCAUGUAAGAUAUGACCAACUAUAAGUUAUUGUUUUUAUCUUUUUUACUUUAAUUUUUUUCCUCCCCUGGGAUGCCUAAGAAGAAAAAUGAAGUUCCCAUGUCCAC
Molecule: messenger RNA, 4911 nt
Organism: Theobroma umbraticum
Lineage: Eukaryota; Viridiplantae; Streptophyta; Magnoliopsida; Malvales; Malvaceae
Gene: PSKR1
Product: phytosulfokin receptor 1
Biological process (GO): protein phosphorylation
Molecular function (GO): ATP binding; protein kinase activity; receptor serine/threonine kinase binding
Source: RefSeq, a predicted model, not a curated record